Molecule: messenger RNA, 870 nt
Organism: Microdochium trichocladiopsis
Lineage: Eukaryota; Fungi; Ascomycota; Sordariomycetes; Xylariales; Microdochiaceae
Product: Metallo-dependent phosphatase-like protein
Exons: 2
Coding region: 1-870 (289 amino acids)
Molecular function (GO): hydrolase activity
Source: RefSeq, a predicted model, not a curated record
AUGGAUGCUUCACCCAGGACCCGGCGGACGCGCUUCGUCUGCGUGUCGGAUACACACAACGCUACCGUCAAGUUGCCCAGUGGUGAUGUCCUCAUUCACUCUGGCGACCUCACCAACACGGGCAGCUACAGUGAGGUUGGUUAUUCUCGAGUGAGGCUGUUCCAUCGCCUGCCGCUGACUAUAUUCCCCGUCGUCCAGCUGUCGAAGCAGCUCGCCUGGCUGGCCAAGCAAACCUUUGAGUGCAAGAUUGUCGUCGCAGGCAACCACGAUCUGACCCUAGAUGGCGGCUUCUACGCCGAGCACGGCCUUUACCACCACAACACCAACCCCCAAUCUCCAGAGGACUGCGAGAGACUCAUUCUUGGCACCCCUGGAAUCACAUAUCUCAACCACUCAAGCACAAGGAUAACUCUCACAUCACCAACUGGCCCACGAACAACCUUCUCAGUCUUUGGCUCGCCCUACACGCCCAAGAUGAGCACGUCGACGGGCCAAUGGGCCUUCCAGUACCAAGCCGGCGACAUCAACCUCGGACGCAGGAUAUGGCAAGAUAUUCCCCUCAACACGGACAUCCUCAUCACCCAUGGCCCAGCGCGCACCCACAGAGACGAGCAGUACCUCCGCCAAGACGGUUCCGGCGGUGGUCCUGCAGGUUGCGAGGCCCUAAGGCAAGCCAUGUGGCGCGUCCGCCCGCGAUUCGCUGUCUGCGGUCACAUCCAUGAGGGUCGUGGUGCUGAGCGCGUGCGGUGGGACCUGGACAACCCAAACGUCAAGUUCAAAGAGAAGGCGGCACCUGAACUCUGGGAAGAUCCGGGGGCUGGCAAUAACAAGAUCUGCCUGGAGUUCGAGGUCCGGAAGCACGUCAUAUAA